AUGGCGUCGGAGAGCGUAGAGCCCUCACAAGUGAGGGCGGUGGUGCCGAGUGCUGAGUAUUGCCUCUCUGCCGAGAGUGUUUCCACGCUUUUCAUGCCGUUGGAAGAAGGAGAGGCAUACGCACGCCAAAUCCUGCAGAGACAAUGGUUCCGUGGCUUCUCCGAGCUCAAAUCCAAGGCGAAUUUGAACGCGACCACGUUGUUGAUGCUGCAGAAGCACACAACAGGCGCGGAGGGACCGAAGGAAAACGACGGAGAGAAGCAGCGUGAAGAGUGGGAUGAGUGGCAGCAGCAAGGAUCCGUUGUAGGGGCGGAUAAAUUUGCACAGGAUCGAGCGCGAGGGGAGUUUCUCUACGAGGAGUCCAAGCAGCGAGGGGAGCUGGAAUGGGAGGAGUUGGCUGAUAUCUUUUGCCUGCAGCUGUUCAUGGAGGAGAACCUGCGGCGCGUGGAACAAGUAGAGGAGUCGAUGGCAAUGCUGCAACUUAUCCACGACGUGAUGAAGCCAAAGACUCGCCAGCGGUACAUCUACGCAUGGGGGGUUGUCACAACUGUGGCGUUUCCACCCCUGUGGAGUGAGACGGAGCGCAUCCGCAGCAGCCAACGCCACAAACCAGCCCACAUGCGUCUCCCACCGACGACGUGCCGGAUCCCCAUUGAACCAGACCCCUACUGGAAAUCCUGGGAGCUCCCUGCACCGCCAGUCGCCUUGAUUCAGGCGCAAUCGGAGUUGUAA
Trypanosoma rangeli is the source of this 732-nucleotide messenger RNA. RefSeq lists its product as uncharacterized. Bases 1 to 732 code for a protein of 243 amino acids. The transcript has a single exon. The record is from RefSeq and is a predicted model, not a curated record. NCBI's taxonomy places the organism in Eukaryota, Euglenozoa, Kinetoplastea, Trypanosomatida, Trypanosomatidae.